GCAGUUGGCUGGGGCGGGGGCUGGGGCCAGACCGUUAUAAAGCUGGCGCACCCGGGAGUCACCCGCCCCAGUCCACAGCCCGCCAGGCCCCACCUCUACCACCAUGUCCACCCACCGCCUUGUGAUGGUUCGGCACGGCGAGAGCACCUGGAACCAGGAGAACCGCUUCUGUGGUUGGUUCGACGCAGAGCUGAGCGAGAAGGGGGCUGAGGAGGCCAAGAGGGGGGCCCAGGCCAUCAAGGACGCAAAGAUGGAAUUUGACAUCUGCUACACGUCAGUGCUGAAGCGGGCCAUACGCACCCUCUGGACCAUCCUGGACGGGACAGACCAGAUGUGGCUGCCCGUGGUGCGUACCUGGCGCCUCAACGAACGGCACUACGGGGGUCUCACUGGCCUCAACAAGGCAGAGACGGCCGCUAAGCACGGGGAGGAGCAGGUGAAGAUCUGGAGGCGCUCCUUUGACAUCCCACCACCCCCCAUGGAUGAGAAGCACCCCUACUACCACUCCAUCAGCAAGGAGCGUCGGUAUGCAGGCCUGAAAGCUGGGGAGCUGCCCACGUGUGAGAGCCUCAAGGACACCAUUGCACGGGCCCUGCCCUUCUGGAAUGAUGAGAUCGCCCCUCAGAUCAAGGCUGGCAAGAGAGUGCUCAUUGCAGCCCACGGGAACAGCCUACGGGGAAUCGUCAAGCACCUGGAAGGGAUGUCGGACCAGGCCAUCAUGGAGCUGAACCUGCCCACGGGGAUCCCCAUCGUGUACGAGCUGGACCAGGCGCUGAAGCCCACCAAGCCCAUGCGUUUCCUGGGGGACGAGGAGACCGUGCGGAAGGCCAUGGAAGCUGUGGCCGCCCAGGGAAAGGCCAAGUGAAGGGCGGGCUCUGGCAAUAAAGGCACCUCCUUCCACA
This is a messenger RNA of Odocoileus virginianus texanus, 902 nucleotides long. RefSeq names its product phosphoglycerate mutase 2 (gene PGAM2). The record is from RefSeq and is a predicted model, not a curated record. NCBI's taxonomy places the organism in Eukaryota, Metazoa, Chordata, Mammalia, Artiodactyla, Cervidae. Gene Ontology annotation, biological process: glycolytic process. Gene Ontology annotation, molecular function: intramolecular phosphotransferase activity.